AUGGUUGAAAACGGUCACUACGCCGAGAUGACGGAGCGGCCACUCCUCGCCAAAGACGCCCUUGCCCCCAACGAGACGAAGAUGAACGGUCACGUUGUCGUUCAGCCGGUCGAGGUACCUGUCGAGGAUCCCGUCGCCCAGCCGGAAAUCCCAACCAUACCUCAGCUUCGCAAAUUCACGGGCACAUAUACCGUGACAGAUAGACCGCUUGGGUACAUCAAACCGGUACGAAUAAUUACAAUUGGCGCAGGUGCCAGCGGUAUCAAUAUGGCGUAUCAAGUGAAAAACUACCUCCGGGAAGCGGAACUGGUUGUCUACGACAAGAACCCCGCCCUCGGAGGCACCUGGUUUGAGAACAGAUAUCCUGGGUGCAAGUGCGACAUUCCAUCACACAACUACCAAUUCGCCUGGGAGCCCAAUCCGGACUGGGCAGCCAUGUUCUCCCCUGCCGAGGAGAUCCGUGAGUACCUCGAGAAGUGCGUGGCCAAACACGAUUUGUCGGGCUUCUUUAAGCUCGCACAUGAGGUCAUCGAGGCCAGAUGGCAGGAAGAGAGCGGCCGCUGGAUCGUCAAGAUCAGGAAGACUGAGACAGGAGAGGUCUUUGAAGACGAGUGUAACUAUCUGCUCAACGCCGGAGGCAUUCUGAAUGCGUGGAGAUGGCCCAACAUACCCGGCCUGCACAACUUCCGGGGCAAGUUGGUCCACAGUGCCAACUGGCCCGAAUCCUUCGACUACAAGGACCUGAAAGUCGCCGUCAUUGGAAACGGGUCCACGGGGAUCCAGAUUGUGCCGGCUCUGCAGCCGCACGUCAAGGAAUUGGUGCAUCUGAUCCGAUCGCCGACCUGGGUCACUCCAGGCGCCGCCUCGCGCUAUCCGUCAUUACGCGGCGGCAACAUGCCCGAGCAUUUCUCCGAAGAGCAGAAGGAGCUGUUCCGCCAGAACCCCGAAAAGUACCUGGCGUUCCGGAAGGCCGUCGAGGUCGAGAUCAACGCCAAAUUCCGCAUGCUCGUCAACGGAGCCCAAGAGGCCGCCAAAGCACGGCUCGACGCGGCCAACAGCAUGAUCGGGCUUCUCAAAGACAGCCCGGAUCUGAUCGAGAAGCUGAUCCCAGACUUUCCCGUGGGCUGUCGCCGCAUCACGCCCGGUGUAGGGUAUCUCGAGAGUUUUGCGAAACCCAACGUGCGAGUCAUCACCGAUGCGAGGAUCGACCACGUCGACGAGAAGGGCCUGGUCAUGUCGACCGGGGAACACAUCGAAGUCGACGCCAUCGUGUGCGCCACGGGCUUCGAUGUUUCCUUUUCGCCGAGAUUCCCCGUCACCGGCCGAGAUGGAGUGAGCCUCAAGGACGUCUGGGGUGAGCCCAACGUGCCUCAGGCAUACUUGUCCAUGGCCAUCCCCAAGUUCCCCAAUUACUUUGUCUUCCUGGGACCCAACGCGCCCAUCUCGCACGGCAGUGUCUUCACCAUCACGGAGCAAUGUUCGAAAUACAUCCUGCAGCUGAUCACCAAGGCGCAAGUCGAACUGAUCAAGGCCAUCGACGUCAAACAAGAGGCCGUCGACGACUUCGCCAUCCACAUCCACCACUUCAUGCCCCGCACCGCGUGGGCGGGCAACUGCCGGUCGUGGUUCAAGAACGGCCGCUCGUCGGGCCCCAUCAUCGCAAUCCACCCGGGCAGUCGGCUGCACUGGUUCCACGCGCUCGAGAGGCCCAAAUUCGAGGACUUUAACUACACGUACGACACGGGCAACCGGUUCCAGUUCCUGGGCAACGGGUUCUCGACGCGGGAGGAAGAGGGCGCCGAUCAGACCUGGUAUCUUGACCAGGUGGCUCCAAAGUUGCUCUACUAUUGA
Fonsecaea nubica is the source of this 1851-nucleotide messenger RNA. RefSeq lists its product as hypothetical. The record is from RefSeq and is a predicted model, not a curated record. Lineage: Eukaryota; Fungi; Ascomycota; Eurotiomycetes; Chaetothyriales; Herpotrichiellaceae. The transcript is spliced from 3 exons. Bases 1 to 1851 code for a protein of 616 amino acids.